This is a messenger RNA of Hypomesus transpacificus, 3693 nucleotides long. It is a transcript of the gene pou6f1, whose product is annotated as POU class 6 homeobox 1. Gene Ontology annotation, biological process: regulation of transcription by RNA polymerase II. The record is from RefSeq and is a predicted model, not a curated record. Lineage: Eukaryota; Metazoa; Chordata; Actinopteri; Osmeriformes; Osmeridae. Gene Ontology annotation, molecular function: RNA polymerase II cis-regulatory region sequence-specific DNA binding; DNA-binding transcription factor activity, RNA polymerase II-specific. Bases 309 to 2330 code for a protein of 673 amino acids. The transcript is spliced from 10 exons.
UUCCCUCUCUUUGUCAACACUACCUGAUAUGCCCCAUCUAACAUUCCAGAAACUCCUGUGUUGCCUCUGCUUCCUAGCCUGACAUCCUGUCAUAAGUUGUCACAACCUCCAUAUGUCACCAUAUCAUAUUUGGAAUGCUUCACUACAAACAAAGAAAUACAAGGCUGACAAUCACAUGAUAUGUCUUUAGCUGAUAUCUCUUUCUUUGUGUCCAAUAGAUUUAAGCACAGUCUCUUAUCCUUAUUGAUCAAUAUAGUUUUAACUUCUCAGCUGACUAUGUCCACAUACUCAUAAAAGCAAAGAAUUUCAUGGAUGACAAGGGCACUUUCAUAAAGCAUUGCUUUAACCGCUUGUUGGCUGAUGCUCUCUGUUGUGUUGGUGUGGUCAUGUCAUUUGUGUCGUUUUGUUUUGGUUCAUUCUGUCCUAACAUGUGCUCGGCUUCUCUGUUUUCUUUAGCCAUUCACUGUCUGACUGCAGAGGUCUUUUUUCAGCAAUUAGGUUCCUGCACUUUGAAAUUCCCUGCCAAAGACAACCAGGUGAUUGUGAUGUCUGGCCAUGAGACAAUCCGUGUGUUAGAGGUGGAGGUGGAUGCUGCUCUUCCAUCCUCUGUCCCUGAUGGGAGGACUGACUCUGGGCCUGAGGAUGGAGGUGGUCUGGGCUCAGAGCAGUCUGAGGCCAGCACUCAAGACAGCCCGAUUGCCCCCCACACCACUGGGGGAGUUGUGCUAGGUGACCAGGUGGUGUCUGUCGAGGCAGCAGUUUCCGCUGUUCAGAACCUGGCUUCAGCAACUCCCAUCAGUGUGGCGCUGGCACAGACCCAGGCCACCAUGCCCAUAACUGUGCAGGGCUGUCCACAGGUCUUGACCCAGGAUGGCUUGGCCACUCUGAUGACAGGAAUGAUGGCCCAGACCGGGUCCCUGGGCCAGCCGCUGCUCAUCCCCUUUAGCAUGGCAGGGUCAAUGGGGGGCCAGGGAGGCCUGGCUGUGCUAACCUUCCCCACCACCAACGUAGCCACCCUCCCUGGGCUCGCAGCCACCAACCCUGCAGGAGGCCUCCUCAAACUGCCCUUUGCUGGCCUGCAAGCUGCCACAGUGCUAAACUCCAUCCAGCCUCAGCUGCAGAAUCCCGCCCAGACAGUCUUUCAGCCUCAGACAGCCUCUCUGCAGUCAAUGCAGGCAGCUGUACAGCAGGUGACAUCCCAGCCUACGCAGGUAACCAAUGCCCAGGUUACUGCAGCCCAGAUGGCUUCAGUCAUGACAACGAUCUCUCAGCCCAAUGUGUCAGUGGCAACACUCCAGACAGCAGGACUCUCCAUCAACCCUGCCAUUAUCAGUGCUGCGUCUUUGGGAGCCCAGACCCAGUUUAUAAGCUCCCUUGCUUCCACCCCCAUCUUUGCCAACGCCAUGUCAGGUCUCACCAGCCAGAUCAUCACCAAUGCACAAGGACAGGUGAUUGGAACUCUCCCUCUGCUGGUGAAUCCAGCCUCUCUGACGGGAGGUGCUGCCACUCAAGCUCUGCCUCUCCAGGGCCUGCAGGUCCAGACUGUCGCCCCACAGCUGAUCCUCAACACUCAGGGCCAGAUCAUAGCCACCAUAGGGAAUGGACCUGCAGUCCCCACCUCUGCAGCUGUUCUGCCCAAGCCAGCUGCCACGCUGACACUCUCCAAGCCCAGCACUCAGGCAGCGUCAGCAGUUGUCUCUCAGUCACCUGUGGUCAUCGCCCCACAACCGUCCGUGAUGAAAACUGUUACCUCCCUCUCCUCUGUUCCCAUCGCCUGUGGAGACACUGCCACAGUUGGUCAGCUCGUCAGCAAGCCACAACAAGCAGUUGGUGAUGAAGAGGGUAUUAAUCUGGAAGAGAUUCGAGAGUUUGCCAAGAACUUUAAGAUCCGCAGGCUCUCCCUAGGGCUAACACAGACACAAGUGGGACAGGCUCUCACUGCAACUGAAGGGCCAGCUUACAGCCAGUCUGCUAUCUGCAGGUUUGAGAAGUUAGACAUCACACCUAAGAGCGCUCAGAAGUUGAAGCCUGUGUUGGAGAGGUGGUUGGCUGAAGCAGAGCUUUGGAACCAAAAGGGCCAGCAGAAUCUGAUGGAGUUUGUGGGUGGGGAGCCUUCCAAGAAACGCAAACGUCGCACUAGCUUUACCCCACAGGCUAUCGAGGUACUGAACACCUAUUUUGAGAAGAAUGCUCUACCCACCGGCCAGGAGAUCACAGAGAUUGCCAAGGAGCUCAACUAUGACCGUGAGGUGGUCCGUGUGUGGUUCUGCAAUCGUCGGCAAACACUGAAAAACACAAGCAAGAUCAACGUAUUUCAGGUUCAGCAGUAAGACUAUUUUAGGCCGCCAUGGUUUAGUAGAGUUGGAAAAAUGCUAAGUUGGAAACUGUUAAGUUUAGCAGACAGGAUGAAGGAAGUAGCACUUAAAUUUAAUCUUGCUGUGUGAACAUUAAGUGCUCAGAAUUCAUCACCAUAUUUGGAAUGUGCUUGUCUGUGUGAGUGAAAGAGAGAGGAUAAAGGUAAAAAAAAAGAAAUUGCAUGUAAACGAGAGAUUAAGGAUUCUUUAGCAUAAUUUCUAACUUUUUGUUUAAUCAGUAAAUAUACAGUAUCAUACCAUUCUGUAUGACAAUGAAUUGAAUUUGAUACAAGUGGUUUUAUACACUUGCAAUACAGGUUUGUAAGUGACUGUAUAUAGAAUUUGGGCCUAAAUAUUCUUUAAUAUUAGGUCCCAUUGUUACUCAUUGCAUUGUAACAUUGUUACAAUUAUGCUGGUGCCACCUUACAGUAGGUUUAACAUUUGUAUAUGCUUAUUCAGUUAUGUUUCUAUAUUUGUGCUAAUGUAAUGUGUGAGUGUUCUACUUAAAGGGAGUAUUCUGUGUCAGAAAAGAACAUUGCCCCUUUGUUUACCAUGGUAAAGAUUGAGUACAGCCCGCUUUGUCCAUUUAACAAAUUGGCUGCUUCAAAAGACUGCAGCUUCACCUCUGUAUUGAAGGUUCUUAAAAUAAAAACUAAUCAAACUUAAUCAAAUUGAUUAAUUGAUUAUAAAUGUGUUUGUUUCAAUUAAUUGAUGGGUCAAUAUAAGAUUAUAAUUACUAGUGUUUUGGAGGUUAAUUUGCAAGACAAAUUUAGGUUUAAGAUAUGUUUUUGUACAAUUGAUCAUCUCAAACUGACAGAUUGACAAACAAAAUCUGAGUACUUAAAAACAUUCCAGCUGUUUAUGUUACAUUUGAAUUGUCUACUCUUAAGGGAUGUUUGUGGCCUGGUUCCUUAUGGAGUUAAGUGUAUUGCUAGAGUUCUGUCAUACAAGAACACAGCACAGCCAGCCCCCUGGAGCUACCAGGGCCUGUUUUUCUGUGUGAUGAUUUUAGAAAACGGUCACAUGGUGAAAAUUUGACAUUGAUUAAGGAUGUUUGAGUCCCUGUCAGUUUGUAUUCUUAUAUUUUGUAACCUACAUUUUUGAAAAAUGUAGCAAAUGCAUAUACUGACUAUAGAAAUCAUGUACACAAGAAUAUCAUGCAUACACUUCUAAUGAUUUUUUUUAACUGUCUCUAAAGAAAAUAUGUAUCUGCAAUUAGGUUUACUUGUUUUGAGUGCAAUAAUAUGGUGUACAGUUAUAUAAAUCAGUAAAUAACUGCAUAUAAUCCAAUAGUUUUGUAUAUUCACAACUGUAUAACACAAUAAAGUAUGUACUUAUC